AUGUUCUCCCCUCUCUUGUCUCGCGCUGUCCCCUCCCUCUCUCCCCUCCUCUUCCUCUUCCUCCACUCCGUCUUUGUCUCCAUAUCGGCCACCACACCACUCCCGCACCGAAAUCAGUGUUCCACAUACUACGAACUCCUCUGCUGCCGAAACUCCUUUCCCCAGAUGUCGACCAAGAAUGACUUUUGGGGGUACAGAUCACCCACUCCCCGCUAUCCGUUUAUUACAUAA
Messenger RNA from Histoplasma mississippiense, 231 nucleotides. RefSeq lists its product with no specific name. Bases 1 to 231 code for a protein of 76 amino acids. NCBI's taxonomy places the organism in Eukaryota, Fungi, Ascomycota, Eurotiomycetes, Onygenales, Ajellomycetaceae. The transcript is spliced from 2 exons. The record is from RefSeq and is a predicted model, not a curated record.